Spodoptera littoralis (African cotton leafworm) is the source of this 3291-nucleotide messenger RNA. Lineage: Eukaryota; Metazoa; Arthropoda; Insecta; Lepidoptera; Noctuidae. The record is from the annotation of a GenBank genome assembly.
UGAGAUUAUAAGCAGAAUUUACGAUCCUCUAAAGGUAAGGGUAAGAAGGAUGGGUAUCAUUGCUAUAUUUAGCUACCAUCAUUCCACUCACCAGCCAAUCACAUAAUGGUAAGCGCUCACUUUGAUAUUAUGUCUCAUUUUUGUUUAUUGCAAGAUACAAGUUGUAAUAUCGUUUGUAUUUUUAUUUUAUCUUUGUAAUUUCUAAUGGUUUGCUGUGUUUUAGAUGAGCUACCUUUAAUGAGACACAUCUGCGUACAAGCUGUGCCGGACUCCGUAGCUAUUUCUGAAGGAAAGACGUUAAUACUUAAUUUUGAGUUUAUUACUUUUUACCCAUUACGUGAUCUUAGAAUGGAAUGGCGAAUCGGGACGGUAACACUUCAGCGCACCACCUUCUCACAAAAAGGGCAAUUGACUACCGCUAAGCUGGUGAUACGGAAGACACAACCAAAAAUGACUGGAAAGGUCUUUGGUUUUCUCUCUGUAAGGACUGAAACAAGCUUUGACCUACUGGCUAUAGUUCAGAGCUCCUGUGUGGUGUAUGAAUACAAAAACAAAAGUUCCCGAUUUAACAAAAUUCUAAAUAAUUUAAAUCGCCUAAAACAGGAGAAGGAGCUUAAUAAAUUGAUAAUAUCAGUCAACAAAUGGGCAUAUUUUAUUCGUAUUAAAAUACACGGAAAUGUAAUCUAUUCACAAAAACCGGACUCAAACCUUCGUAACCGAUUAUUAUUAAAGUCAAUAGUGCCCGCUCGAAGGCCUGGAACACCAUCGUGGGCCCAAUACUUUAAUAGCAUUAAAUGCAAACAAAAAGUCAAACGUUGCACCAAGCCCUAUAGAAAUAUUUAUGAUAUAGAUAUCUAUAUGAGUUCUGAAGAAAGCACUUCUUCUUCUACCAGUCAGCCACACUACAGUCCUCUUAUAAGGCCCGAGAUCCGGCAAAUUCGAAGAUUAUUACCCCCUAUACCCCGUAACUUGCCACAUCGUCAAGUAAGCCGUAGAGUAAUAAACAUGCCAUUACCGAGCCGCUGGUCACAUUUGGAGAGUGUACAACCUAUAUUGAGACUACGAUCAUUGCCAGUCCCCGUACGAACCUUACCAUACCCUCACCGGCUUAAUGGGUAUCUAAGACGAGAAGUGACACCCCAAGCAGGCCUGAGAUGUCAGCGACAGAACGAUGGUCUAAAUGUACCAGAUCCACCAAGACGCUACCCGGUUUGUCAGGAGUCUACAUAUAGAACCCACCGCCGUCUAAUACCACCGGUUCCACCAAGACGACAAUUAUUGCCCCAAUUUAAUAGAACGAACCCCGGGCUAGAUAGACCAAAUAGUCGCGAAGUAUUGUCCCAAGCGAUUGUUAGCAGACCACAGAAUUAUAAUAAUGAGUACCACCAACCAACCGUGCUAAGACUUUGCCAAUAUAAACCUGACCAUUUACAACUCACACCAACAGAACGGCGCUUAGUGACUCCCCCUUCAAAUCUUGGAUUACAAUGUUUCGGAGUAAAAUUUUACAGCAGCUUAACACCCAUCGUACAUAUGUCAUCAACUUCAUCAACACCAAGCACAGUACUUUGCAGGUCUCCGCCUAUAACAAAGACAUUAGUUUUAGAAGAAAAAAAUGAUGACUAUCUUUAUCACCGGCCUUAUAGAGAAAAGAAUGAAUUUGAAAGCCCAACGAAGAAAAACAUGAUAGAAUUAAAAAGCCCCCCCAUUUCUCCACCCUCUUUAAUAAUAGAACAAGAAGGUGGAGAAAACUUUUGUGGGCUUUUCGAAGACCUCGAAGAGCCCAUCAAAGUCAUGCCACCGUCAUCGUCAAAAUGGGUGCCACCAACGUGGGCUGAGGGGCUUUCCCCAUCUCCCGAUGUAGAAAUAGAGUCAUUCCAAGAAACCGUCGAUAACGAAGGUCAAGCAAGUGUAGUUUCUACAAAAACGGCUCCGCUUGAAGAACUUAAGGCUGUAGAUUCGGUGAUAACAUUCACCACAAAAAAUGCAAUACAUAUCAUAACUAUAGCGGAAGAAAACCAUGAUGGGCAGUUACCUAUAACAUACGCCAUUCCCGUGAGGCCAAGAUCACUGCCCAGAAGGAUCUUAGCGCGUUGUAUAAAGAUGUUCCGAUUCAGCCGACUGUUAGCGCGAGACCAGGCAGCGCCGGUGAUUGACGUAUAAAUCCUGUCACAAGACAUACCAGCUUGCACUGAUCCUGCUUCGUCUCACUGGAACCCACAUCAACUGACUUAAACUGGACCUAAUCAAGACUUCAAACACAUAUGUACAUGGACAUUCUAUGAUUUAAAUUAUGAUGCCAACUUAAAUGUGAAUAUGUUUAUAUCUACUACGACUACAAAUAUAAUGUAAACUAUCAUGACUCGGCUAUUGCCAGUCAAAAACAGUGACAAGAUCACAAAGGAAAAUAAUAACCAAAUAAACUAUAUACAGUCAAACGAAAAACUAACACAAAUACUAAAUUCUUACUACGCAACGAACCUGCGAAGAUGGAAACACAUAGCAAGGAUGUGUGAAGACACACAUGGAUAAUCGACACAUGAAAGUAGUACCAGCUCAAAUGUCCAACUACAACCAUCUAUAUAGGUACCGUGCGUACAAUUAACUUCUUACAUUAUCCAAACAACGAGAACCCAGUAGAAAGGUGAAUGGAGUUACAAAUACAGAGACAACAAAAGAUCAUCAGAGAGCCAUUACCCAAAGAGAUGAAGAUAAUUGUGAAUGCAAAGAGAUGAUAGACUGAGACACCUGAUUGACAAGAAAACCUACAGGGCUUCAUUGUAUAUAAUAGUAGUAAAUAAUUGUACAAUACCUUAUAAUAUCUAAUAAAAAUAACAUUUAAAAUAAAAUAAAUAGGUAGAUAUCAUAAUGAAACAAAGACAUACAAUUAUUAAAUAUAUUUUAUUAAUCGUAACUUUGCAAGUAUUUAAAUAAGAUUUAGAUUUAUGUGUACUAUAUAUAAAUAGGUAAUGUUAUAAUGUAUAAAGAUGAUUGUUAAUAUGUAUAUAUAUGUGUGUUUUUACAAAUUUUCUUUAUAAUCUAAAUGUGAACGAAAAUACAAAAUGUGAUCACUAAAAUGUGUUCGUCUUAUUUCAUUACUUUAACCUUAUAAAUAGACAAACAGAAAAAAACAAAAACUUAACAUUUCUAACUUUGUCAAAACAAAGUUAGGUCAUAAUAGUAAAAAAGUCAUAAAUAAAAUGCAUAGAAAAUAAAUUACAAUGAAAAGAAAAACAAAACAUUACUUUUAUCAUAAAUAUAUAUCUUCACACGUGGUGUUUCCUUUCCUGA